Molecule: messenger RNA, 2124 nt
Organism: Hydatigera taeniaeformis
Lineage: Eukaryota; Metazoa; Platyhelminthes; Cestoda; Cyclophyllidea; Taeniidae
Source: the annotation of a GenBank genome assembly
AUGGCUGGCUUAAGGCCCUUAAUACCAUUGAAUCAGACUGCCUAUGAGAGAAUUCCGUCUGACGACAAAUAUCAACCAUCGGACCUCUUGGGCGCUGGGGCAUACGGUCGCGUUUUCAAGGGGACUGCACCUGAUGGUCAAGUUGUGGCCCUCAAAGAGAUAGUAAUUCCUGCAGACGAUCAAGGUAUACCAUUGAGCACGCUUCGAGAACUGGCUGUCCUCAGAAAGGUCCAGGCACACAAAUCACCGUAUCUUGUGCAAAUGUUGGAUAUAUCGUUGCGUCGGAAUGGACCUGAUUUGUCCGUUUAUAUCGUUUUUGAGUUCAUCGAUUUCGAUCUGGCUCAGUUCCUCUCUAACGUCCCACGAGAGACAGGCCUUCCGAUUGCUACCAUUCGAGAAAUGUCUGCUCAGUUGCUUAGAGGCAUUGACUUCUUGCACUCACAUCGAAUUAUCCACCGAGACAUAAAGCCGGCCAACAUUCUCAUUGACAAGGAUGGGAAACAUUUGAAAAUUACGGACUUCGGUUUGUCUCGGGUGCUUGGAUGGGAGUCACCCUUAACACCUGUUGUGGUGACCUUGUGGUAUCGAUCGCCUGAGAUCCUUCUUUUAUCUGAAUACCUUUCGCCUUGUGAUGUGUGGGCUGCUGGCUGCAUUAUUGUUGAACUAUUUAAUCUUGCCCCUAUCUUCAAUGGGAAAACAGACACUGUGGUUCUGCAAAAAAUUUUCAAUACUCUGGGGUUUCCUCCAGAAUCUGAGUGGCCGAAGAAUUCAUUUCUGAAAUGGAUAAAUUUUAAGAAAGUUGGCGAACACAGCAUUUUGCGAUCCAAAGUCAAAACGAACGAUUCUAAUGCCCUUGAACUAAUUGAGAAGUUGCUGACAUUUAAUUCAAGCAGAAGGAUCACAGCCUGUGGGGCAUUGAAACUGCCCUUCUUUACAAUCAGUUCCAAUGAGUCAUCACCAGAUUUUCGAGCUCUAAUCUCUGUGGAAACGCAAACCUCAUCAAGUUCUGUUACAUCAGCUAUUCUAACACAUUCUGUUCAGAGCAGAAGUAGUCUACGAAUAGCCAGUAAAAACGCAAUGGCUCGCCCUUUUAUACCCAGUCGGCAUUCUCUUGUCCCCGCUCUCUUCCGGUCCGCUUCUAGCUCGACUAGUAGAAGAAACCAAAACGGUGUAAGCCCCAUCGGUCCUAUAACGCGACAACGUGCUGCUGCUUUGGUAGGGGAUGCACAUCCGACGUCCUCCGCUUCUGUCCGAAGCAGUGGACGCAGACAUACGCAACCCACUCGAUCUCGCAAUCUACCUGUGUCUGCUCCGACAAUUUCAGCAUCAAAUGCGUCUGCGACCUCCGUUACAUGCACUGCUGUUUCGACGACAGGGAUUUCUGUGGACACCUCGAAUCUAUCUUUUCGUGGAAGGCAGAAGAGAACCGCAAGGAGGCGCACAGUAAUGGGAGUCGAGAAGGCGAAGCUUAAAACAGUGUGUGAGAUGUUGACAACUGCAGCUGACGAAUCGAACAGAAUUGCAUUUCGGCCCCUCACCACGACAGUCCACAUGUCUGAUGGAGAAAAGUUGAAGGCGUCCAACUCCAACGAUCUUUCAUUAGGCCAUUCUCAACCCUGCUUGUUUGUCCGUUCCCCUUCACAAUUGAAGAAUCUAUCUUCUCCGUCAACCAAACGUUCCGACACUUCCAAUCCUCGAGAAGGUACAGUAUUUUGUUCCCCACCGAAAAUGCUCAAAAUGACCACUGAGUCAGUGGCAGGAACGUCCCCAGUGCCAUCCACGUCUCUUCAGUCAGAGGCGAAUGUCAUAAGUGAUGACAGUGGGGGUCAUGUCAGCAGCCAACCACUAAGUGGCCGCUGGUCCUGUUGGCGUGAAACGACUCGCAGCAUUGCGGACUCCGCAGAGCCGCCAGAGGAUACAACUUUGGACGAGGCUGAUUUGGAUGAUGAAGGAGAAUCGAGCCGGGCGGCGAAGGCUUCCGAAGUAGCCAUGCACGCUACUGAAGGCGUCUCACAAGAACUUUUGAGCAGCAUCAAUUCCCUAUCUUCCCUUAGCGAGGUAGACUCGAGUGUGGCUCAGUCGGAGGCCGUCGUCGUCAACCGGACGCCAGAAAGUAAAAAUUAG